Spodoptera exigua (beet armyworm) is the source of this 561-nucleotide messenger RNA. The record is from the annotation of a GenBank genome assembly. NCBI's taxonomy places the organism in Eukaryota, Metazoa, Arthropoda, Insecta, Lepidoptera, Noctuidae.
AUGACAGUAUUUCUCUAUCAAACGGCGGCGUUGAUCCCGAUUGGUGAUAUUUUCCUGUUCGCUGAAACUGCUGGAUUGGCUUGGUUACUGCCGACGGACCCUAACAUAUUUCACUCUUUGAAGGACUACGAGAGACCACUGCGAAGAAAUGAUGUAGUCAAGACCGUAAACUAUUUGGAUGAAGAUGGACGGCUGAUAGCUAAAGUUCCUUAUAAAAGAAAGCUUAUAAUCACUCCCGUCUUAGGAAAAAGAAGUAUAGACGACCAUUUGUUAUCGUCAAUUAAGGAGAAACCGAAAAUAAAUAGAAAAAAGAUGCACAGAAACCAUUUUAAGACUGGACAUUUGCAAAUUCAUAAUUUGGACAAGAACAGUAAGGAGUUUCAUCGGAAAAAUCGUCUGGAACUGUACCAGAAGUUUGAAAAACUAUUAACUACGUUACCAAAAGGUCAAGAGUUUAAUAAGGAAGAACACAAGGAGUACGAUAAGGCUCAUGUGGCAGACAUAGACUGUGUGACGCGGUACCCUGGCUGUGAAGAAGUACACGAAUCUAAUUUGAAAUAA